CAUUGGGUUUUCACGAUGCCGCCUAAGAAGGACGCAAAGUCGUCGGCCAAGCAGCCGCAAAAGACACAAAAGAAGAAGGAGGGCUCCGGUGGCGGCAAGGCUAAGAAGAAGAAGUGGUCCAAAGGCAAAGUCAGGGAUAAGCUGAACAAUCAAGUGCUGUUCGAUAAGGCCACCUACGAGAAAUUGUACAAGGAAGUGCCCGCCUACAAGCUGAUCACCCCCUCGGUUGUCUCUGAGCGCUUGAAGAUCCGCGGCUCUUUGGCCAAGCGUGCUCUGAUUGAGCUGCGCGAGAAGGGUCUGAUUAAGCAGGUCGUGCAACAUCAUUCCCAGGUCAUCUACACACGUGCCACCAAGGGUGAUGAGGCGUAAAUUUUUGUUUUACCGCACAUCUACAGAGUCGCACCUUCAUUUACAAUACUGCAAUUGAUUUGUAUGAAAAGUACCAAGGCUCUGCUGUGUGUAGUAGAAUGUUGAAUAAACUUGCUUUUUGAUGUAAGGAA
Drosophila novamexicana is the source of this 500-nucleotide messenger RNA. It is a transcript of the gene RpS25, whose product is annotated as 40S ribosomal protein S25. Gene Ontology annotation, molecular function: structural constituent of ribosome. Bases 16 to 369 code for a protein of 117 amino acids. The transcript has 3 exons. NCBI's taxonomy places the organism in Eukaryota, Metazoa, Arthropoda, Insecta, Diptera, Drosophilidae. The record is from RefSeq and is a predicted model, not a curated record. Gene Ontology annotation, cellular component: cytosolic small ribosomal subunit.